AUGGGAGACUUUAAUUCUAUUUUGCAUACUGAAGAUAGAGUGGGAGGCAAUCCUAUAACCUUGGCUGAAAUAGUAGAGUUUCAGCAGUGCAUAGAGCAAUGUGAGCUGCUUGAAUUACCAACCAGUGGGAGCAGGUAUACCUGGAAUGAUAGGCAUGGAGAUAAUAGGAUCUUAUCAAAGAUUGAUUGGGUAUUCAUUAAUACAGCAUGGCUCAAUUCAAUGCCAGUCUAUAUGGCUUACUAUUUAGAGGAGGGAAUAAGUGAUCAUUUCCCACUUAAGCUAUCAAGUGCUAACUCACCUAGGAGGGUCAAAGCUGCUUUUAAAUUCUGUAAUGUUUGGGCCUCUCAUCCAAACUUUAUAGAUAUAGUUAAAGAGGGAUGGGGACAGAAUGUUGAAGGAUGUAGUAUGUUCAAAGUGGUUAAGAAGCUAAAAAUGCUAAAGCAAAAACUAAAGGUGUUGAAUAGAAGUUAUUUCAGUAAUGUUAUUGAAGAAGAUGAUGCAGACAGAAUGGCUUUGGCUGCAACUCAAGUAGAGCUUCAUAGAAAUCCACUGGAUGUUGAGCUACAGCUAGAAGAAAUACAGAAGUUCCAAAAAUUCAAGAGAUCAUCUUAUUUGGCAGAAGUAUACCUUCAACAAAGGAGCAAAGCUACUUGGAUUAAGUUGGGAGAUGAUAAUAAUAGAUAUUUCUUUUCAGUGAUAAAGCACAGAAGGUUGCAAGAAGCCAUUAUCCAAAUUGCUGAUAAGUUUGGAUGCCUGAAACUAAGCAGGAAGAGAUAUCAUGUAUAUUUGUGGAGUAUUAUCAGGAGCUACUGGGGACAAAGGGAAGAUACAGGGAUCAUGCCAUUCAGAGCUUUAUGA
Messenger RNA from Nicotiana attenuata, 858 nucleotides. RefSeq lists its product as uncharacterized. The transcript has a single exon. The coding region runs from base 1 to 858 and encodes 285 amino acids. NCBI's taxonomy places the organism in Eukaryota, Viridiplantae, Streptophyta, Magnoliopsida, Solanales, Solanaceae. The record is from RefSeq and is a predicted model, not a curated record.